AUGUCUAUGAGGCGAAAGAAGUUUGGAGAAGAUUGGGAUGAUAUAGACAUCGAUGAGGAGGACGAAGGACAAGUUGAGGAACACUUAGUAGAGGAACGGUCACGACUUAAACUAGAGAUGGAAAGGAGAGAACAAGAAAAAAGAAAAAGAGAAAAGGAGAAAGAAAAACAACGCAAAUCACCCGCAAAAAGACCGAAACUGCCAAUUGGUGUCAUUAUCAAUACUGACAAGAGCAGGUAUGAGGUUCUUGAAUUAUUGGGAGCUGGUGGUUUUGGGGACGUUUACAAAGUGCGACAAGUUGAUGAGGCUGGAAGAGGUGAUGAUAUAUUUGCUCUGAAAACUGAAACGAAUACCUCUGGGAAGAUACUCAAUCGAUUAAAAAUGGAAAUGACUAUUUUGCAAGAAUCUGAAAGUCUGCCGGAAGAGAAACGAAAACAUUUUAUCAAAAUGAUUGAUAGAGGACGAACGGAAUCAUUUAAAUUUAUUGUGAUGCAGUUAGUGGGUACCAGCGUUGAUAAACUUCAAAAGCAACAACCUAAAAAACACUUCACACUCUCGACCACCAUAAAAUUAAGUCUUCAAACUUUGGAAGGAAUAAAAGAUUUGCAUGAUCUUGGCUAUCUGCAUCGAGAUAUUAAACCACAAAACUUCUCGAUUGGUCUAAGAGAAAAAGCUAAUAUUAUCUAUGUGCUUGAUUUUGGCAUUUCACGUCGAUAUAUUGAGAAACAUAGCAAAGCGAUCAGGUUACCUCGGAAAAUGGUGCGCUUCCUUGGCACAAUACGAUUUGCAUCACGCAAUUGCCAUUAUUCACGUGAACAAUGUCGAAGAGAUGACCUAGAAUCAUGGGUAUAUAUGUUAAUCGAGUUUACGGAAUAUGCAUCACUCCCUUGGUCGAAGAUCAUUGAUCGUGAUCUUGUUUGUAAGGAGAAGGAGCGACUCUUUGCUGGCACAUAUACGAAACAUAUAGCAAGCUUGCCGGAGGAAAUACACAAAAUUUUAAAAUAUAUCAACGAACUGAAUUUUCAAAAUACACCAGACUAUGAAUACAUAAUGAUGAUGCUGAAGCGAGCAGCGGCACGAAAACAUGCCAGCAUUACCGCGAAAUUCGAUUGGGAAGAGUCCGAGAGCGAAACGCAUGCUGCUAAGCAAAUGAUUAGCUGUGAUGACAAGUAUAAACCUCGAAACGAGAAAUCGGAAGGCCGUAAGCCAACCAAAAUAAGGCCAAUUAAUGUUAUUAUAAACAAGGUCAACCAUCUCGAAGAACAAGAACAAUAG
This is a messenger RNA of Brugia pahangi, 1275 nucleotides long. Lineage: Eukaryota; Metazoa; Nematoda; Chromadorea; Rhabditida; Onchocercidae. The record is from the annotation of a GenBank genome assembly.